GGGACCGUCCUGAGAAAGUGACAGUCGGCGCUUUCAUGAAACUUUUGAAGACUGUCCCAGCCCCGUUUUUGUCUUUUCCUCCCCUGCCCCUUGCAGCUCGCUCGCAAACAUUACACCGGUUAUUGUAUUCAUAUCGAUAUAUGGGAGGCGCGGCAUACUGCUGACUGGCUGCUGACACGGUCGUGUACGUUAUUUCCAGUUCAGACGAGUCCACAAGUGGAGGAAACGACGCAAGAUGUACCAUGAAGAAACCGCAACUCUUCUCAAGCCGCGCUAUGGAACCAUUCAGGAUGAUGAGAGGCUGUCGGCGGAGGAGAUGGACGAGAGGAGACGACAGAACAUCGCCUACGAGUACCUGUGUCACCUGGAGGAGGCCAAACGGUGGAUGGAGGCCUGCCUAGAGGAGGACUUGCCCCCGACCACAGAACUGGAGGACGGACUGAGGAAUGGUGUCUACUUUGGCAAACUAGCCAACUUUUUUGCCCCAGAAAUGGUGUCUGAGAAAAGGAUCUACGACCGAGAUCAGGCCCGCUAUAAGAGCAAUGGGCUGCACUUCAGACACACGGACAACACGGUGCAGUGGCUCCGAGCCAUGGAGUCAGUCGGUCUGCCCAAGAUAUUCUAUCCUGAAACUACAGACGUUUACGAUCGCAAAAACAUGCCCAAGGUGGUUUACUGCAUUCACGCACUGAGCUUGUACCUUUACAAACUGGGCAUUGCACCACAGAUCCAGGACCUGCUGGGAAAAGUGGCCUUCACAGAGGAAGAGAUCAGUAACAUGAGGAGUGAGCUGGAGAAGUAUGGCAUUCAAAUGCCAGCUUUCAGUAAGAUUGGAGGAAUCUUGGCUAAUGAGCUCUCGGUGGACGAAGCUGCCCUGCACGCCGCUGUGAUCGCUAUCAACGAGGCGGUUGACCGAGGUCAGACGUCCGUGACGAUGGGAGCGUUGAAUAAUCCGAACGCAAUGCUGAGGAAUACCCAGGAAGCUCUGGCCCAAGACUACCAAGACACACUGAGCCAGACCAAGGCCCGUAAGCGGGAUCAGUCCUCGGGAAGGCGCUCAUCGAUUGCCACUGAAGAACGAGAUGUUUAUGAGGAGCUGCUGACUCACCAGGAGAUCCAGGGCCGCAUUGACUUUGUCAACAUCCAGGCGGCAGUAAGGCAAGUGAACCAAGCGGUGUCGACCCAGGAUGAGACGGUUCUGUUGGCCGCGCUGAGGCUCGAGGCUCUGGGCCUGCUCGGCGUUCAGGAGUCAAACUGUCGCUGGUACCUGGAACAUUUUACCACCUGCUGCCAACAUAAAUCCAAGGACGGAGGGAGGACUGUGAUGGUGGACAAAGAGGAGAUUCAGAGAGCCGUCGGCUCUUGCAAUGACUUUGCUGAGGCCGAGAAACGAAAACUCGAGGCGGUUUCCGUGAUCAAUACAGCCAUUCGUCUUGGCGACGCAGUGGAGACGGCGGAGGAGCUGAUGAACCCGGAGGCACAACUGCCUCUCGCCUACCAAAGUGCGGCCAACCUCUAUCAGACUGAGCUGUUUAGUUUACAGCUGCAAGGGGGACGGUCUGGCUUGAGCCACGAGGAGCUGAGUGUCGCUGUGGAAAUGCUGUCGGCUGUCGCGGUGCUGAACGAGGUGCUGGACACCAAAGACCCCCAGGCUGUGAUCGAGCAGCUGGUCGACUCUCCUCUGGGCUUCACCAACAUGGAGCAAGACAACCUCAACAGGUAUGCCGACACGCUUAUCGAACUGCGAGGCGAGGCUCUCGCUAAAGGACAAGAGUUUCUCACCUGGAACGAUGUUCAAAAAAGCAUCGACGGUGUCAACGUGCAAGUCCACGAGGAGCAUGAACGCAUCAUGGCUUUAGCGGAGAUCAACGAGGCACUAAACUCGGGGGAAUAUCAACAGACGCUUGCAGCUCUGCUCCUCCCGACAGCCAAGUUGACGGGGGUGAACCCGGCCACAGCCAAACACUACCAUGAUGUCCUGCAAUAUACCAAGCAGCGCCUCUGCCAGACUUCUGGAGAUGAGUCUGCAGUGCUGUGGUUGGACCAAAUCCAAGACGCCAUACACACAGCCAACCAGGAUGAAGAGGAGGCUCUCGCAUUGGCUGAAGCGAUCGCUGGCAUUAACAGGGCAGCGGCCAGCGAGGACGCUCAGGAUACACUGCAGGCGUUGCAAGUUCCCAGUGCAGGACUGAGAGCGGUGCUCCCCGAAUGUGCCGACGCAUACCAGGCUGAACUGGCACAGAGACAAGCGAGCGGGGCCGCUAACGGUAGCACCGAUGGUGUGUGGGUGAAACAUUGCAUUGAGGACAGAUAUGAUUACUACUAUAACCUGGAGACUGGACAGGGCAUCUGGGAGGAGCCUGAAGGAUAUGAACACAAUGGGGGCCAGCUCGGCAAAGAGGAAAUCCAGGGUGUUGUCGGCUGUUUGACGGCCGAAUACAACAGGCGACAGUUAUGGAUGGCCAAUGAAUCCUUGGUGAUCCAGCUGCAGGCGAGGGUCAGAGGUCACCUGGUCAGGAAAAAGCAUGCCCAGAGAAUGGAGUAUCUACGCCAGCAAGAACCGCAUGUCGUCAAAUUGCAGGCCUGCUGGAAAGGUUACAAACAAAGGAACAUUUACAAAGACAGGAUACAUUUGUUUCAGAAAAAUGUUGCUUCGAUUGUCAAGAUCCAGUCUGUGGCAAAAAUGUGGAAAGCCAAGCGUACAUACAACCAGAGGCUACAGUUCUUUAAAGAUCAUGAAAAAGAAAUUGUGAAAAUCCAGGCUUUUCUCAAGGCCAACAAAGCAAGAGAUGACUAUAGAACCCUAACUGGGGCCACGGAUCCUCCUCUGUCUGUGGUGCGCAAGUUUGUCCACUUGUUGGAGCAGAGCGCCUUGGACCUCCAGGAAGAGCAGGAAGUGACUCGACUUCGGGAAGAAGUGGUCACCAAUAUUCGCUCCAAUCAGCAGAUGGAGAAGGACUUGAACCUGAUGGACAUAAAGAUUGGUCUUCUGGUGAAGAACAGGAUCACUCUGCAGGAUGUUGUGUCCCAUAAUAAGAAAAUGAAGAACAAGAAAAAUAAAGAGAGUAAAGAGGACUUGACUACAGGAGACCGACUGGGUAUCAAGGGUCUAAGUAAAGGCAAAAGAAGGAAACUGGAGGCCUACCAACAUCUCUUUUACCUGCUGCAGACCAAUCCACACUACCUGGCCAAACUGAUCUUCCAGAUGCCCCAAAACAAAUCCACUAAGUUUAUGGACACUGUGGUCUUCACCUUGUACAACUACGCCUCUAACCAGAGAGAGGAAUACCUGCUCCUCAAACUCUUCAAGACGGCUCUGGAAGAGGAGAUCAAUUCUAAGGUGGACCAGAUCCAGGAAAUUGUGACUGGGAACCCAACAGUCAUCAAGAUGGUAGUGAGCUUUAACAGAGGUGCGCGUGGCCACAACACCCUCAGGCAACUCCUGGCUCCAGUGGUCAAAGAAAUUAUUGAGGACAAGAGUUUAGGCAUCAACACCAACCCAGUGGAAGUGUACAAGGCCUGGGUCAACCAGCUGGAGACGGCUACUGGAGAGGCCAGCAAGCUGCCUUAUGAAGUGACUCCAGAGCAGGCCAUGUCGCAUGAGGAGGUGCGCAGCAGGCUGGAGGCCUCCAGUCUGGCGCUGCGGUCUGCCACAGAUAAGGUCUUGAACUCCAUCGUGUCCUCUCUGGAUAAUAUCCCUUAUGGCAUGAGAUACAUUGCAAAGGUUCUGAAGAAAAGCCUCCAUGCAAAGUUUCCGGAUGCGUCCGAGGAUGAGCUGAUGAAGAUUGUAGGAAACCUGCUUUACUACCGCUACAUGAACCCCGCCAUCGUGGCCCCGGACGGCUUCGACAUCAUCGACAUGUCGGCCGGAGGGCAGCUCCACGUGGACCAACGCCGUAACCUGGGAUCCGUGGCGAAGAUGCUGCAGCAUGCUGCUGCCAAUAAGCUGUUUGAGGGCGAGAAUGCACAUAUGACGCCAAUGAACAACUACAUCUCUCAGACAUAUGAGAAGUUUAGGCUAUUUUUCCAGUCGGCAUGUGAUGUCCCUGAACCUGAAGAGAAGUUUAAUAUUGAUGAAUACUCCGACAUGGUGACUUUAAGCAAGCCCAUCAUCUACAUCUCAAUAGAUGAGAUCAUCAAUACCCACUCGCUGCUUUUGGAACAUCUGGAGGCCAUCUCCCCCGACCACAACGACCUGCUGCAUGAGCUGCUGCAGGACCUGGGAGAUGUCCCUGAUGUCGAGACGUUGCUCGGUGAAGGAGCGUUGGACCCAAAUGACCUGAACAGAGAGAGCGCUCUGAGCCAGUUGGCCAAGACCGAGAUCUCUCUCACCCUAACGAGCAAGUUGGAGCUCCUGGAAGGAGACGACAAGGACGUGAAGUCUCUCAUGACAAAGACAAAGAAGCUUAUCGUGGAUGUGGUUCGGAUUCACGGAGUGACCUUACCUGCAAUUCUUGAGACCCCAGCUACUGCCUCACAGGAGUCGGAGCAUACGAAGAUUGUCGCUCGCCGGGCGGUCCAGGACGCUCUGACACCAGAAGGUCUGAAGAGCAGCCCGGCAGUACUGGAGGACAACCAACUGCCGCUGGAGCAGAAGAAGAGGAAGAUCCUGAGGAACCUGCGUAGCCUGGAGCAGGCGGGCUUCCUCACCGUCAGUAACAACUACCAGGACCUUGUCAACGACAUAUCUAAGGACAUCCGCUACCAGAGGCGCUACAGACAGAGAAGGAAGGCCGAGCUCGUGAAGCUCCAGCAGACGCUGACGGCCCUCAACUCCAAAACGGCCUUCUACCAGGACCAGGUGAACUAUUACGACACGUACAUCAAGACCUGCCUGGACAACCUGAACCGGAAGAACUCCCGGAGAUCAAUAAAACUGGACACCAAAGGAGAAAAUAAGGGCAGUAAGAAGUGGAAGCCACCGUCUCUGAAGUACACUGCAGCAAGGCUGCAUGAGAAAGGAGUCAUCCUGGAAAUAGAAGGACUUCAGACUAACCAGUUCAAAAAUGUCAUGUUUGACAUUUGUCCCAGUGAGGAAGUCGGGGAUUUUGAGGUGAAGGCAACGUUUAUGGGAGUUGAAAUGGAAAAGGUCCAGCUUCAUUUCCAGGACCUCCUUCAGCUGCAGUAUGAAGGCGUGUCGGUCAUGAAGAUGUUUGACAAAGCCAAAGUCAAUGUCAAUUUACUCAUCUUCCUCCUAAACCAAAAAUUCUAUGGAAAAUGAGAAGGUGAAGAACAAGAGGGAGAACGCAGCAGGAAAGGAAGUGGAACGUGUUUGUGCCUUCUGACGAUACAGUUUGUUAAAUAACAUUUAAUUUAGUCGGAAAACACCAGAUGGUGCAGGACAGUGUUUUAUUUUAUUAUAAUUUCAUGGAUCACACCUAAAUUAAAUGUUCAACUAAAUGUAUCCACUUUGUAUUUUUCCAUGCGGUAAUUGUAAAUGUGUAUUUUUUUAAGAAUGAAAUUGUAACAAUAUUCAUGUUUUGUAUGUAAACGCUAGGAAACUCACUAAGUGUGAACUUGUACGUUAAAACAACUUUCGACUAGUUCAGUGAUGAAGCUCGGGAGCAACUUCCCAAAACUGUAGUUCACCAGUGCCUUUUAAUUAUGAAAACAUGUUUCAAAUAAUUAAACACCUGAACAUCUUAAAAGCUACAACUGAUGUAUUAUCAGUAUAUAAGUGAUUUAAUAUGUUUGCGCAAUGUGCAUAAUAAAUUACACAUGUCUACA
Pseudoliparis swirei is the source of this 5727-nucleotide messenger RNA. It is a transcript of the gene iqgap2, whose product is annotated as IQ motif containing GTPase activating protein 2. The record is from RefSeq and is a predicted model, not a curated record. NCBI's taxonomy places the organism in Eukaryota, Metazoa, Chordata, Actinopteri, Perciformes, Liparidae. Gene Ontology annotation, cellular component: cytoplasm. Gene Ontology annotation, molecular function: GTPase activator activity; calmodulin binding; actin filament binding. Gene Ontology annotation, biological process: regulation of actin cytoskeleton organization; regulation of GTPase activity.